AUGAACACCGAAGGGAACGGGCAGAGUGUUCUAAGCACAUUACCCAAGGAACUACCGUUAGACUUCUUGAGGACUAUCACAAAUCAGUUCUCAGAGGACCGUGUUCUUGGUACAGGUGCAUUUGGAACAGUUUAUACGGUCUUGAAGAGGCUUGCCGAAAAUGCUCCCCUCCCACGUGACAAAGCAAUUACCAAUGAGGUUCAGAAUAUCAUGGCUCUCAAACAUGACAACAUAGUAAAGCUGGUUGGGUUUUGCCAUGAAGGACAGAAGAGAGUGGUACUGAACAAUGGGAGGUAUAUUGUUGCAGAUGUUUUUGAAAGCCUACUCUGCUAUGAGUAUUUACCCAAGGGAAGCCUUCUGAAGAAUCAUUUUGACAGAUCCAAUAGCAUGGCUUGGGACACACGCUUCAAAAUAAUCAAGGGGAUCUGCAAUGGUUUACUUUUCCUUCAUAGGAUUCCCAUUAUCCAUAUGGACCUCAAGCCCGAAAAUAUAUUGUUGGAUGACAACAUGAACCCAAAAAUCGCGGACUUUUGA
This is a messenger RNA of Triticum turgidum subsp. durum (durum wheat), 534 nucleotides long. The record is from the annotation of a GenBank genome assembly. Lineage: Eukaryota; Viridiplantae; Streptophyta; Magnoliopsida; Poales; Poaceae.